CGUGUACCGGGCUCACAGGGCAAAGUGAAACGAGUACGAGUGGUUGGUGAUCGCAGAUAGAUGACUGGUCAAUAACCAAUCGCUGGUGUUGGUAGAGGCUGAAGCAUGGAGGCACUUUAUCACCAGUGCAACAAGCACAUCCAUGAUCUUCAGUCCCAUAUGGGACGACUGGAGACAUGUGACAGACAGGCUGUUCAUCUGGUGGAGAAUGAGAUCCAAGCUAGAAUAGAUCAGAUCUUCAGCAGCUUGGAGCGUCUGGAAAUCUUGUCAAGCAAGGAGCCACCAAGCAAGCGACAAAAUGCAAAACUCCGUGUCGACCAGCUGAAAUAUGAUGUACAACAUUUACAGACAGCUUUAAGAAACUUCCAGCAUCAGCGUUACACUCGGGAGCAGCAGGAACGAGAACGGGAAGAGCUUCUUUCUCGGAAUUACACCACAAAUGACUCAGAGACCUCUAUACCAAUGGAUGAGACUCUCCAAUUUAACUCCUCGGUCCGUAACGCCCACCAAGAGAUGGACAACCUACUGGGGAGCGGGAGCAGUAUACUAACAGGGCUGAGGGAGCAGAGGAAGACUCUGAAGGGGGCACAAAAGAAGAUCCUGGACGUGGCUAACAUGCUUGGACUUUCUAACACAGUUAUGCGUCUGAUUGAGAAGCGAGCAUUUCAGGACAAGGCUAUAAUGAUUGGUGGGAUGGUGGUCACCUGCGUGAUCAUGGUUUUAGUGUUCAAGUAUCUGACAUGAAACAUGCUCCCCUUUACACACCCUUCUGUCUCUGCUCUCUACACUUUCAACUGUGAAAACUCAAUGCCUAUGUUUGAGACAGAGGUGGAAGGCAUCCCAAAAGAACUUGUUAAAUGCAAUGUUAACCACUGCACAGCAGGUAGUUCCACCAGGUGUAUUUAAUGAUCUUCAUUAAAAUAUAUAUAUAUAUAUAUAUAUAUAUAUAUAUAUAUAUAUAUAUAUAUAUAUAUAUAUAUAUAUAUGUAUAUAUGUAUAUGCUUAUUUAAAAUCCAGGAAACGAAAGGCCAUGUUUCAGGUGAUAACAUCAGUUACAAAAGAAAAGCUAUGACUAGGGACAGUGCAAGAUAUUGGGAAGCUAAAUACAUUCAGCUGGUAGAUGGAAGGGUGUGGAGAUAUCUACAGAAGGUUAUAGAGGAGAAAAGCAUCAUGCCAGACAGCCAUAGAACAAAUAAUAGCUUGCAAGGGUGGUGGAUAAACUUGAGGUUAGUAGUCUAUAGGAGCAUGAAGAAUAUGAUGAUGAAGUAGCAGAAGCUUUGGUGUACAAGAGAAUGGGGUGAGGACAUGCCCGUUAAAUAUAGAGAUGUAGGGCCAGGAGGUAAAUGUGCAUUACAAGGCUGCUCUGAACAAAGAGUCAAAAGAAAACAGACAUUCAGGAUGGUAUGGAUUAUAGAAUUGUUUGCAGGUUAUAUGAACUAGGAUAUAAGAAAGAGGAAAUACUAAUAUGGCAGCAGUUAUAAGGCGAGUGCACAUUGGCAAAGAAUUGGAGGAUAGAGCCUGUUCUAUUUAAUUGGGGGGUUGGCUUUAAACUUGGGGAUAUGGGAAGCAGAUGUGUAGGGUCACAUUGGGGCUAAAGUUCUGUUUAUGGAAAUUAUACCUUUACCCAUUAACAAUGCUGCAAUAAGCUCACUGCUUGCAAAAGGAAGUUUCCCAUAUAUUAACCCCUUGCAUGCAAAUGCAUAUACACCUCUCUCCUGGAAUGGAAUAAUGAGUGCACAUCUAUGCUGCUGCAGUGUUUGAUGGCUCAGCAGGUGUCGGCAUGCAGCCCAUUUCUAAUGCCUUAUUUACAUACUGUCAGGAUCUAUACACACGUGUGUAUACGUAACAAAAUGCUUUCAGGAUCAUGCUUACUGUGUGAACCAAGAGGAGCGAUAUGUAGAAACAAAACUGCAUUUCCGUAAGAUGUCUCUCAUUCUUGUUUGUCCGGCACCUCAUUUUUUUUGUGCCAAGGUUUCAUAUGCUACUAUGUGCUGCUACACUGGUAUAUCCAUCUCCCAGCAAGUUUUAACAUGAAAGAUUGGUCACCAAACCAUUUACACAUUCAUGAUUUGUGUGUUAGAGGAAAUUAUUUGUGAAUAAAUAAACUUUCUCAUACCCUGCUUUGUAAAGUUAGUCACUCUGCACCAAUAGAGCUGUGGGGGCUUCUAUAAACCAUUGUACAUUGAAUACCUAUGUAUCAGAUGUGCACAAUGGGUUUCCUAAAGUUAACAUUUAAUUUAUUUUUAAUGAAUCGUUUCAUGGGAAAAGAAGACAUUUUACUUACAACUCCUUUGUAUGACUGAUAGAAACAUUUUAAGUACAAUGUCCCUUUUUCCUAAUAUGAGAGCUUCAUUUUCUUGUUAAAAAAUGUAUGGGCAUUAAACACGCAGUACAUAUAAGCGUAGUAUUCCUCACCUCCCUCUAGUCCUACGUGCUGCCAUAUUGAAAUCUAUCACUAGAUUCUAGUGCUGACCUGUUUGCACAUUUAGGGCUUGAUUACAAGUGGAGCGCUAAAUUAUAGCGCGUCUAUAAAUGGGCAAAUUUGUGGCUGGUUAUUAAUAGCAAUUAGCGCUCCAAAAAUUAACCAGAGACCUGAUCUGUGGUUAAUUUUCUAAAAGUGCCCCAAAUGCCAUCAAAAUAGAGGGCAUUUAUAGUUUAUUUUAAAAAAAAUACCCACUAGGCAGUUUUCGGGCUUUAAAGUUGGUGGGGGUGGGGUGUUAAAAAAAAAAAAUUGGCACUGAAAAUUGCCUUUACAACUGCGUGUUCCUAUAGACCGCAAUGUAAAUAUAUGUAUGAUUAUAUACAUAUUUAUGUGUAUAUACAAACAUUAACACAAAUAUAUAUGUAUAUAUUCAUAUACAUAUAUAUUUAUAUAUAUAUAUACACAUAUUAACACAUAAAUAUAUAUUUAAAAAUGCUGCCCAUAGUUCCGCGACUUACCCCCUUCUACAAGCCUAUGGAAGCGCGCUCUUAUGAGCGCAAUGCGUCCUAGCGAGCUCGCGUUUGCAUUGCGAUUUACUUGUAAUACCAACGCACACUAUAAUGCGCUGGUAUUACAAAGUGGAGCACUUAUAUCGCUUGCACGCAAACGAUAUUUAUCGCUCCACAAAUAAUUCUAGCCCACAGUUUGCAGUAACUCUUCUUCAGAUACCUGCAGUGUAACCUAGGUUCUAUAAUGAUAGCACCCAUGAUUUGAGGGAGCUGUAUGAAAUGUAUUUAGUGUCCCUUUAUUUGAAUAACUGUGAUAAUCUAGUAAGGCUGCAAACAAAAUUCUAUACAGUAAUCACCUAAGCAUUAAAAAAUAUAAACAGGGAAACAGCCGCAUUAGUCUAGACUUUUUACUAAAAAAAUAAUAAUGUUUAAAUAGCAAUAUAAUAAUGUUUUACAGGUAUUGAUAAUCAAUUGUAUAUUAAGUAGUGUGUGUGUUAUGUAUGCCAGAACUAAUGUAGUUGUGUUUUAAUUACAACUGUUCAACUCUGCUGACUGCUUGGAAAAUAAUGUCCCCUAUAGUACAGCAAUCUCUUAUUGCCUUACAGUUCAGUUCUGAAUAUCACAAAAGUGUUUUAUUUUGUUCUUUUACCACAUUUUAAUUUAUAAUUAAAAAAGAUGAACAUUAAAGGUUAAAAUGUUUUUAAUACCAAUGCCUAUAUUCCAACUGAAACAUUUAAAACUAAAUAAAUAUGUUACUUUUAUCUACUCAAAGGUACAAUCUGGUAGUAAUCAUAGCAUUUUGAUUAUCUUUCGAUUGUAGCUGCUGUUUUAAAAAAGUAGGUUUGGAAUAUUUAUUUUUAACUAACCUACAACCAGUGUUCCCUCUAAGGCCAGUUUUGUGAGCAGCCCAGAUGUGAAACAGUUAAUAAGAGCAAUUAGCAAACACUACACAAUGCAGACUGCAAGGUGUGGUUCCCUUAUUAACGGUUUCAUUUAUUGGCCGCUCAGAAAACUGACCUUAAAGGGAACACUGCCUACAACCUUCAAUUCCUAUAUCAAAAGCUUUUAGUGUUGGUAAAUUAGUGUAUAUAUAUAUAUUUUAUAAUAAAAGAUUUAUAAUCCUAAUCGGUAAUGUCUGUUCCUCCGCCCCGUUCAUUUCCUCUAUUGGCUGGGCUGUGAUGUAUAGAGCAGUCGCAUCCACUCUCUACAUAGGCUUUAAAGGGGCUGGACUUCAAGACUGUCAUAUGACACACACGUUGAUUGGAUGUUCACUGGAAUUGUCCUAAAAAACAAAAGUUCAUCCAAGUGGGCUGGCAUAACAUUGCAAUAGAGGCAUUACCAUAUGUACUAAUUUAACCCUUUCAUAGAUGGAUUAAAAUAAGAUACACAUAUACUUUCUUUAAUGACAAAGAUUAAAUAUAUGGAAUUUGAUUAGUUAAAGGGACAGUCGAGUCCAAAAAAAACUUUCAUGAUUUAAAUAGGGCAUGUCAUUUUAAACAACUUCCAAAUUAAAUUUAUCACCGAUUUUGCUUUGUUCUCUUGGUAUUCUUAGUUGAAAGCUAAACCUAGGAGGUUCAUAUGCCAAUUUCUUAGACCUUGAAGACUGCCUCUAAUCUGAAUGCAUUUUGACCACUAGAGGGCAUUAGUUUAUGUGUUUCAUAUAGAUAUCAUUGAGCUCAUGCACGUCAAGUGACCUAGGAGUGAACACUGAUUGGCUAAAAUGCAAGUCUGUCAAAAUAACUGAAAUAAGGGGCAGUCAGCAGAAGCUUAGAUACAAGGUAAUUACAGAGGUAAAACGUGUAUUAUUAUAACUGUGUUGGUUAUGCAAAACUGAGGAAUGGGUAAUAAAGGGAUUGUCUUUCUUUUUAUAAA
Molecule: messenger RNA, 4803 nt
Organism: Bombina bombina (fire-bellied toad)
Lineage: Eukaryota; Metazoa; Chordata; Amphibia; Anura; Bombinatoridae
Gene: GOSR2
Product: golgi SNAP receptor complex member 2
Exons: 6
Coding region: 106-744 (212 amino acids)
Biological process (GO): intra-Golgi vesicle-mediated transport; vesicle fusion
Cellular component (GO): Golgi apparatus; ER to Golgi transport vesicle membrane; endoplasmic reticulum membrane
Molecular function (GO): SNARE binding; SNAP receptor activity
Source: RefSeq, a predicted model, not a curated record